CCUUAUCCUUGACUCACAUGAGAAUCUGGCAGGUUCGGAGCCUCGCCUGACACUGACAGACCCUCCUAGUAGAAAUGGAGAUAAGGCCGAGGGCGGCGUUGUACUAGAAAUAGUCGACGAGAACCGAUCCGAUUAGUAGUGUCACCGGCAGCGUGUCGACGUGGUCGUGUGUGUGUGUUCCCGGGGAGGAAGCGAGCUCUGCUCUGCUUGCGGAGCAAGAAGAUACCGUGGGUGAGAAACCGGGGGAUGGCUACAAGAAGGGCCGUGGUGAGGGUUACUGCUCUGCCUGCGUGGGCGGCCGUGGCGAGGAGCAUGGAAGGCGUAGGCGGCGGCGGCGCCCGCGUGUCGCGCUACUUCAGCGACAAGGCCUCCGGCAGGGUGCUCAGCGAGGAGGAGCGCGCCGCCGAGAACGUCUACAUACAGAAGAUGGAGCGGGAGAAGCUGGAGAAGCUGAGGAGGAAGGAGGACAAGGCCAAGGCCGAGGCGGCCAAGAGGGCCGCCGCCGCCAAAGGCGACAAGAAGAAGGGUGAGGAGGCUCAUCCGAGCUGAUCGCCACACAUCAGAUCGAUACUCCUGUGAGCUGUGAACUUUGUGAUGGUGUGGAUACUACUGAUGACAAGUACUACAUGGAAACAGACUCCUCUCCAUGCACUGUUGUACUCAGAAAUUGAGAGGAAUGUUUGAUCUCUUAUAACUUCUGCUCGUCGUGUGUAGCCCCUGUCACUGUUGUGAACUUUGUUUGUAGGUUUUGUCUUGUCGGUGCAAAUGGAGGCGCCCUUGAGCCUCUUAUAUGUACACAGUUUAUCUAUGGGGGUAUUGUGUUUAUACCCUUCCUGAGAUAGCUAAUUGUAAUUCUACCCUCGUUUUUCACGAUCUUGUGUUUUUACCCUC
Sorghum bicolor (sorghum) is the source of this 891-nucleotide messenger RNA. RefSeq lists its product as uncharacterized. Gene Ontology annotation, molecular function: ATPase inhibitor activity. Gene Ontology annotation, biological process: negative regulation of ATP-dependent activity. The coding region runs from base 247 to 549 and encodes 100 amino acids. The transcript is spliced from 3 exons. The record is from RefSeq and is a predicted model, not a curated record. Lineage: Eukaryota; Viridiplantae; Streptophyta; Magnoliopsida; Poales; Poaceae. Gene Ontology annotation, cellular component: mitochondrion.